Molecule: messenger RNA, 5271 nt
Organism: Eupeodes corollae
Lineage: Eukaryota; Metazoa; Arthropoda; Insecta; Diptera; Syrphidae
Exons: 1
Coding region: 37-3984 (1315 amino acids)
Biological process (GO): DNA integration
Molecular function (GO): nucleic acid binding
Source: RefSeq, a predicted model, not a curated record
ACAGAGCCAAUAAACUAUAAAACGCAUUUAAAUCAAAUGCAAUCACAAUCCUUAUUGGCUACUGCCCUUGUUAAAGUUUUCAAACCAAAUGGAGCUCAACUUAUUUUAAGGGCUCUUAUAGACCCAGGAUCUCAAGCUACAUUCAUAACCGAAGAUGCAGCUCAGAUCUUAAAACUUAAAAAACAUAAAACACAUGCGAUUGUUAAAGGACUAGGAAAUACUGAAACUGGUACAUCAAAAUAUGAAGUCAAUUUUAAGUUAUUCUCAGUACAUGAUUCUGAUUUCUCUGUAGAUGUUAGGGCUCUAGUAUUCAAUAACUUAACCACUACAUUGCCCACUCAGAAAUUUGAUGCAUCUAACUUCAAUCAUGUAUCAAACCUGUUACUUGCUGAUCCAACUUACAAUACACCCCGAAAGGUUGAUAUUUUGAUAGGUGCCGAUGUGUAUUCGACAAUAAUUUUGGAUGGCGUAGUCAAGGGAAGUACAGGAACACCUGUAGCCCAGUUGACCGAAUUAGGGUGGAUCUUAACUGGAAACAUUCACACACAAAAAAUUCCAAUAACUAUCCAAAGUCAUCAUACACAAUUGGAUGUCCAACUUACUAAGUUUUGGGAAAUUGAAGAAAAUCUUGAUGAGAGAAAAUGGACUGAAGAUGAGAAUAUGUGCGAAAAACAUUUUAAAGACACAUGCAAGAGAAGAUUAGAUGGUAGAUAUGAGGUACACCUUCCAUUCAAAAACAACAAAAGGCCAGUCUUAGGUAAUUCCAAACGAGCUGCAUUAGCAAGAUUUCUACAAAUUGAAAAACGAAUGAAAACAGAUGGUAACUUUAAAAAACUUUAUGUAGAUUGCAUGAAUGAGUACCUUACCUUAGGUCACAUGAAAGAAGUGAAAGUUGAGGAUGAACUAGGUCCAAACUAUUUUUAUUAUCUUCCACAUCAUGCGGUUCUGAAAGAAUCAAGUACUACAACCAAACUACGGGUAGUAUUUGAUGGUUCUUGCAAAUCAUCAAAUGGACUUUCAUUAAAUGAAUGUCUUAUGGUAGGCCCACGCCUCCAACUCGAUAUAAUUGAUCUGGUGGCAAGAUGGAGAAAAUUCAAAAUUGCUCUUGUUGCAGAUAUAAGCAAAAUGUAUCGUCAAAUUUGGGUGGCUCAAGAAGACACACCAUAUCAAAUGAUCUUAUGGAGAUCAUCCCCAAAUGAAUCCAUAAAAUGUUAUUGUUUAAAUACAGUUACCUUUGGAACUGCUUCUGCUCCCUUCUUAGCUGUACGAACAUUACAAAGGUUAGCUGAAGAUAUUGAACAUAAUUAUCCUCAUGUAGCAAAGGCAAUCAUGGAUGGUUUUUUUGUCGAUGAUCUUAUAUAUGGAUCAGAUAAUGAAGUUGAAGCCAUUAGAUUGCAAAAGGAUAUCGUUUCAAAUUUACAAGCAGCAGGGUUUCCUCUCAGAAAAUGGGCAAGCAACUCACAAAGAGUUAUGGAGGGAAUUCCUGAAAAUUAUAGAGAGAUUAAUCUUCCUCUUGAUUUAAAAUCAACAGAUGCCAUAAAAACAUUGGGGAUUCAAUGGCAUCCUAGUAUGGACUACUUUAGCUUUAAAAUAAACUUACCUGAAACUUCAAAAUUAUCAAAGCGAUCAGUUCUAGCCGAUAUCGCUCGCCUGUUCGAUCCAUUGGGAUUGAUUUCUCCUUGCAUUGUCAAGGCAAAACUUAUACUCCAACAACUUUGGACUAGAAAUUUGGCUUGGGAUACACCUUUACCACAAGAUAUAGAAAAGUCUUGGACAGAUCUUCGCAGUACCCUGCCAAAAAUUUCACAAAUACAAAUACCACGUUGGAUUGAUUAUGAAAUCUCGUCCGAGGUGGAGCUGCAUGGCUUUAGCGAUGCUUCAGAAAAAGCUUAUGCAGCAGUCAUCUAUAUACGUGUCAUACAAAAUAACAUUGAAAAAAUACACUUAAUAGCAUCUAAAACAAGAGUUGCUCCAGUAAAAUGCAUUUCUUUACCACGCCUUGAACUUUGUGCAGCACUACUCCUGUCUAAACUAAUAUUCAGAAUUAUUAAAGCCAUGCAAUUUGAAAACAUUAAAACAUAUGCAUGGACCGACUCUAUGAUUACUUUAGCAUGGAUAAAAGGAAGCCCAACCACGCGCACCACCUUCGUUGCUAAUCGAAUAAGCGAAAUUCAAAGUUUAACUAACAUCGAAUCCUGGUAUCAUGUAAACACAAAACAGAAUCCUGCAGAUUUAGGAUCGCGAGGAUUAACAACUGAAGAGCUCAUUAACAAUGAGAUGUGGUGGGAUGGGCCAACAUUUCUAAGAAACUUUAAUCCGCAAGAUUAUUCAUCAAAAACUACUUUUGAAACACAACAAGAAACUAAAAAGGAAAGCAAAAUCAAUACAAAAACAUUAUACAAUAAGAAUUUUGCAACACUAUUAAACUUUUCUUGUGUUGCAGCUUACUGUGUUACAACAGAAAACGAAUUUUUAAGGAGAGUCUCUGAUUUAAGAAGAUUGAUUCGCAUCGUUGCAAUAUGGCAAAGAUACAUAUCUAACUUAAGAUCAAAAUUAAAUUCAAAAAUGAAAUUAGGAUUAGAGAACAAUCCACUUAAAAUUGAAGAACUAAAUGUAUCUAGAACAACAAUUACCAAAUUAGUACAAAACGAACUAUUUUAUGAAGAAAUAAAGGCAUUAAAUGAAUCAAGAGCUAUCCCUAAAGGAAGUGGAAUUUUGAACUUAAAUCCCUUCCUUGAUAAAAACGGUAUCUUACGUGUAGGUGGUCGACUUCAAAACUCCUAUUUACCUUACAGUCAGCGGCAUCCAAUCAUCCUCAAGGAUCAACAUCACUUUUCAAAACUAAUUGCAUGCGAUGCUCAUCAACGUACUCUACAUGGUGGACAGCAACUCAUGAUGGCAGAUAUUCGAAACUAUUAUUGGAUAACCAACCUUAAACGACUAGUAAAAUUUACAAUACACAAAUGUGUAAGGUGUCAUAGACAUGAUGCUAUAAUGCAAAACCAACUAAUGGGAAGCCUUCCAACUGAACGUGUUAUAAUCACAAGACCCUUUACAAACACUGGUGUGGACUAUGCUGGACCUGUUGAGAUUAAAAUGUGGAAGGGUAGGUGUAACAAAUUCUCAAAAGGGUACAUCGCCGUAUUCGUAUGUCUAUCUACAAAGGCCUUACAUCUUGAAUUGGUCAGUGAUUUGACCGCAGCAACCUUCAUAGCUGCUUACAGGAGAUUCGUAGCCAGGCGCGGAAUAUGCAACAACUUAUUUAGUGAUUGCGGAACUAACUUCAAGGGUGCAAGCAAUGAUCUCAAAAGAGACAGUAAAUUCAUAACUUCUGAAUGGUCAUCCACAGUUUCAAAAACUCUGGCCACGCUCUAUACCACUUGGCAUUUUAAUCCUCCACUAUCCCCCCAUUUUGGUGGACUAUGGGAGGCAGGGGUGAAAUCCAUUAAACAUCACCUUAAAAGAACAAUUGGCACUGCGAAGUUGACUUUUGAAGAAUACUCUACAUUACUAACUCAAAUUGAGGGGUGCCUUAACUCACGACCUCUUUGUCCAAUGACAUCUGAUCCAAAUGAUCUCAAUGUCUUGACACCAGGACACUUCCUUAUUGGAGGUCCACUCAAUUUAUUGCCUGACAGAAAUCAUACAGUCAAAAAUUUAAAUAACCUUGAUAAAUAUAAAUAUAUACAAAAAAUUACACAAGAUUUUUGGAAGCAGUGGAGCACAAGCUAUCUUCACUUGCUUCAACAACGACCAAAAUGGUUACAACAAAAACCAAACAUCAAUGUUGGAGACAUUGUCAUAGUAAAGGACGACAAUUUGCCACCCUCAUUAUGGUUACUCGCGCGGGUUAUCGAAUUACAUCCGGGAACUGAUGGUCUAACUCGCGUAGCUACCAUCAAAACACAAAAUUCAACGUUCAAACGGCCGAUAACAAAAUUAUCCCCUUUGCCGGUAACAAAUCCGUCGAAUCCGAAUCCAUAAAAACAAUAGAAACUAUACCUGAAUAUAUAUACAUAUGUAUAUCUGAAAUAAACACUAAAGUGGAGCAGGAAUUAAAGUCACUUUUAAUUCUCAAUACAAUUCAUGAACUAAAAAAAAAAAAUCAAAUUUAAUUCUAAAGCCCAUAUCAAUUACCUAUUUAUAAUACAACGUUAUAAUGCCCAUAUCAAAACAAACCUGCAAUACACUUCUGUUUAUAUCCAUAACGUCGAAUAAAAUAUUAACCUCAACUCUAUGAAUAUAACUCAAGCCAAACAGAUAACUAUAUUCAAUUAUAAUUAUCCUUGUCGUUUUUUUUUUUGGAUCAAAGAACUAACUAACCUUGUUUCCUUCUUUUCUAUAAUUUUCAUGAUAAAUCCGAUGAAUAUUGUACUGAGAUAAAUCCAAUUGACAAAAACAAGGAGAUUCCGGACGUCAUGCAGAAGUCACUAACAGCAUCCAAAUACUUUGAGCAGGAGCAAACACUUUGGGCGGGAGCAUGUUGCUUCCCAACAUAUUUUUUGUUAUUAUAUCUUAUUAUUUAUAUCUUAAAAUCACUUUUGUUUAAUUCGUAUCUCAAAAUUAUAUACAUUUAUUUAUUUAAUUUAUUUAACUCAAAGAAUUUAAAAACUUUAUCUGCACAUUUGACACCAAUGAUGAAGGCGGGAAAAACAUUCGUUGGACUGAGAUGCUGAGAUGCCUUUUAAGAAAUUGAAACACAAGGUUUAACAAUCUCAACAACCAGUCAAGCGAAUUUUUACCUUGCUCUUCUAUUUGAGAUAUUUUGAUUUAUAUAACUAAAUUAAAAACAAAACAAAAAUCUAAAUUUAAAAUCACUAAUAAUUAACGCGUGAAAGAAACAAGCCGAAAUGUAAUGAACUGUCAAACACGAACUGUCAAAUGUGCAGACUAAAUAUGCAGACUAGAUUUGCAGACUAUAUUAGCAGACUGCAAGGCUAAUUAUAUAAUGAUCUCUUUUCUUCUCAUUAGAAUUUGAUUGUCAUACUUUUAUCAUUACUAUGUUUUAUAUGUAUUAAAUUAAAUAUGUAUUUGCUUCACACUGCAAAAAGAAGUUAAACAUGUAAUUGUAUAUGCUAAAUUUAAUAUUAUUCCAGUCUGCAAGAAAUUUAUGAAAUGUCAAUAACCUUUGAAAUACUUAUGUAAUUAUUUAUAUAUCACAGCUGACUUUCAUAUAACUUUCAAUAGCGAGGUGUAAAGUUUUCAUACACUUGUUAUAUUUUCAUUCUUCCUUGCAAUUUAAAAUAAAGAAGUCAUUUUUAUAACGUAUAA